Messenger RNA from Galdieria sulphuraria, 1724 nucleotides. Its product is annotated as DNA polymerase kappa subunit. Bases 19 to 1632 code for a protein of 537 amino acids. Gene Ontology annotation, molecular function: DNA-directed DNA polymerase activity; damaged DNA binding. Gene Ontology annotation, biological process: error-prone translesion synthesis. The transcript has 3 exons. Gene Ontology annotation, cellular component: nucleus. Lineage: Eukaryota; Rhodophyta; Bangiophyceae; Galdieriales; Galdieriaceae. The record is from RefSeq and is a predicted model, not a curated record.
AUUUUUCGAUUGGGAGAAAUGCAAUCGGUUGCUACUGGCCUUAGAUUUAACCCUCACAAGGCUGGUUUAGACUCGGUAAACGAAGAAGAAGCAACACGUGUCAUAGUAGACGUUUCGAAAGGAACAGAGUUUUACAAAAAUGAGGAAAGAAAGGAGAAGCUAUUGGAAAAACGAAUACUUGAAGUGACUGAGUUGGCGGUCACUUUGUCUGAACAGGACAAAAAGAGGAUAGAGAAGUUUGUCGACGAACAAUUUAUAUCUUCUUGGGAACAGGAAAGAGACUUUUCGCGAACCAUUGUACAUCUUGAUAUGGAUGCCUUCUUCGCUUCUGUUGAAGAACUUGAUCAGCCAAGUCUCAAAAGCCUUCCAAUGGCAGUUGGGAGCACGUCGAUGCUUUCAACAGCCAACUAUGAAGCUAGGAAGUAUGGAGUACGAAGUGCUAUGCCUGGUUUUAUUGCGUUGAAGCUUUGUCCACAGCUUGUUAUUGUACCACCACGUUUUAAAAGAUAUUGUCAAGUCUCUAAUCAAAUUGCCUCUCUCCUUUAUAAGUUCGAUAGCCGCGCCCACAUGAGUAUGGAUGAAGCUUACAUUGAUAUCACCGAAUACUUGAAAACACAAGGUGGAGUGGUUGAAGAUGUUGUAUCGAAAAUACGCCAAAAUAUAUUUGAAAACACGGGUAUAACCUGCAGUGCCGGAGUUGCUAGCAAUACAAUGAUAGCCAAGAUUGCAACAGAUUUAAAUAAGCCAAAUGGACAGACCAUUGUCCAACCAGACAUGGUUUGCAUUCAGAACUUUUUGAAUCCUCUCUCUGUCAGGAAGAUUCCUGGUGUUGGUCGAGUUACGGAAAAAUUGUUGUCUUCGUUGAAUAUCUUUUGUAUCCAGGACAUAAUAUCACAUCGAAGUGUUCUGUUCCACUGUAUGAGAAGGAAGACCUUUGAAUUUCUUCUUCAGUCAGCCUUAGGAAUCGCUCCUGCUUUUAUUUGUGAGUCAGAAAGUCGCAAAGGAAUGAGUAGAGAAAGAACUUUCAAACCUACAUCCUCCUUGGAAGAGCUUCGGAAAAUUUGUGAGUCUGUGUCUAAGCUACUCGCUGAUGAUUUAGAGGCAGAAGAUAUGUACGCAAAAACACUAACUCUUAAAAUCAAAUGUUCCGAUUUUUCUGUACGGACCAGAGCUGUAACAAAAUGUUUUUUCAUUUAUAGAUAUGAACAAAUUCUAGAGAAUGCCUGGAAACUGCUGUUGAAAGAAAUGCCUAUUGAAAUUCGUCUCCUUGGAGUUCGUGCAAAUGGUUUGGUUUCCAGGUCAGAAAUUCUUACCGAGCGAAGGAAUAGUUUGGAGGAAUUUAUAUCCAACAUGUUGAAACAUAGAGGAAACAAUUCCGAUGACAUUUAUGAGGAAGUGAAGGACUUUGGCACCUUAUCCCCCGCGGAACCUAUGCAUUUCAUAAAGAACAAACAGCAAGAUGAAAAGGAGCCUGAAGUUUCUUCCACUGGUGUUUGUCCUAUUUGUUUAAACUUUCGUUCUUCUAAUUAUUCUUUGUUAGAGAGGCAUGUCAAUUUUUGUAUUGAAAGACAAGAGCAGUCUUUGAAGAAAAACCCGGCCCACAAUGGGAAGCUGAAGAAACCACGAAUAUGAUGUUAUGAUGUUUAACUCGAGAUAGACUAACUCAAAUCCCUAAUCAACUGCAAUUUUUCUGUCUUCAUGGAAAUAUAUGUAUAUAUGUUAAG